UGACUGCACUGGUGUGUGUGUGUCUUCCCCAGCCGGGCAAUUCUCCACAGUCCCUAUUUUCGGGUGGUCUGUCACUUUUCUUUUCUUCUUUCCUUCUUUCUUUCUUUCUGUCUAUUGCUCCUCAAGGGUAUUAUUUACUUUUGCAUCAUCAUUGCUGCCUGGUCAGCUCCUGUCGCUACCUAAGACGCAGCAUGAUCCGCGCCUAACCGAGUGUGUCUGAUUAUGCCUACAUUUCCGCUUCCCCCUACCACACCUGACCCGCCUGUUCACCAUGUCCAGCUCAACCGAGACCCUCGAUCCCAUCCGCUCCAAGGCCAGCUCCUCCGGCCCAGACUCCCACCCCGCUGACGACCACCUCGGCCAUGACGACGCCGACGAACGGCCGUUGACCGGCCACGUAAAUGACCCCAGCAGUGGAAAUGGAGGCGGAGGCGGAGGCGGGGGAGGCUCGCACCAAUGGGGGGUCUUAUUCAAAGCGAUCAAAGAGGGGACCUCGCAGCUCGCCGAGAAACUCGGCCGCAACCCGGACGGCGGCGAUGGGCUGGACUCGGCGUGGCACCCGGAGGAUUUUGGAUACCAGGAGGACAUCGAGAUGCGGGAGAUGCUGGCCCCGGGGGAAGGAGGCGGGGAGGAUUCGUAUGCCAGCCAGUUGCAGUCUUUGCUGGGGGCAGAUGCGAGUUUGUUGGUGAGUAAGCUGGGGCUGGGGAGCGGACAGGGGAUGCAUCAUCGCACGGCGGAGGAGGCGGCGGCGGAGAAGGAGGCGGAUAUGGUCGGGGGGGUGUUAUGGCAUCUGCUGGGCCAUCAGAUGGGCCAUGAUCCUGAGCAGCCCCAGCCCAUUUCAGGGGCGACGACCCCGGCGGCGCAGGAUGAGGAGGACGCCCUGGGACCCCUGCCGAGCGAGGUGGUGCGCAAACGGCGGAAGAAGAAGUGGUACGACGAGGCGGAUCGGGAUCCGCGGAGUGCGAAGGAGCGCAAGAAGGCGCGCGAGGCGCGGCUGGCGGAGAAGAUCGGCUCGUUGCUCACGCGCCAGCGGUAUCUGAUGCAGCUGUGUCGCGUGAUGAUGAAGUGCGGCGCCCCGACCCAUCGGCUGGAGGAGUACAUGCAGAUGUCGGCCUUUGCGCUGCGCGUCCACGGCCAGUUCCUGUACAUCCCGGGGUGUAUGAUCAUCUCCUUCGAUGACCCGCUGACGCGCACCGCGGAGGUGAAGCUGGUGCGCAUCAUCCAGGGGUGUAAUCUCGGCCGGCUGGGCGAGGUGCACAACUGCUACAAGAAUGUCCUGCACGGGAAGCUGUCGGCGGCGGAGGCGCUGCCGGUGCUGGACGACAUCCUGACGCGGCAGAGCAAGUGGCGCACCCCGUGGAUGAUGGUCCUGGUGGCCGGCUUCAUCAGCGUGGCGGUCGGUCCCUGGGCGUUUGGCGCGCGGCCCAUCGACAUGCCCAUCAUCUUCGUGCUGGGCUUGCUGAUGGGGUUCAUGCAGUACAUCCUGGCCCCGCGGUCAGCGCUGUACUCGAACGUGAUGGAGGUGACGGUGGCGAUGCUGAUCUCCUUCCUGGCGCGCGCCUUUGGCAGCAUCCGCCACAACGGCGAGUAUCUGUUCUGCUUCCCCGCCAUGACGCAGUCGGCCAUCGCGCUGAUCCUGCCGGGGUACUCGGUGCUGUGCAGCAGUCUGGAGCUGCAGUCGCAUCAGAUUACGGCUGGGUCGAUUCGACUGGUGUACACGAUCAUCUACUCGCUGUUCCUGGGGUACGGGGUGACGGUGGGGCUGACGAUUUAUGGGUUGAUGGACGACCACGCAACGGAGCAGACCUCGUGCACGGCGUCGAGCCAGCUGAUCUACGGGAAUACGUAUGUGCAGCACUUUGUCUUCCAGAUUAUUUACGUGGCGUUCGCAGGGAUUGUCAGCCAGGCCCGUCUGCGCCAGCUGCCCUUCAUGUGCGUGCUGGGGUUGUCGGGGUACGUGGCCAACUACUUCGCCACAACGUACCUGAGCAGCCAGAUGGCCAGCAUCAUCGGCUCCUUCACCAUCGGGCUGCUGGCGAAUCUGUACAGUCGGGUGUGGCACGGCCACGCGGCAGCGGUGAUUGUGCCGGGCAUGUGGACGCUGGUGUCGUCCGGGUUGGCGAGCAGUGGAUCGAUCGUGGCGGGGCUGCAGUACGCCAGGGCCGUGAAGGAGGGGACGACCAAUACCUCGUCGAACCAGAUGGUCGAGUCGUUGCUGAGUCUGGGGGUGAGCAUGGUGCAGACCGCGCUGGGGAUCACGGUGGGGCUGUUCCUGUCGGCCUUGGUGGUGUACCCCGGGGGGAAGCGCCAGGGGGGGUUGUUCAAUUUGUAGCAUUGGCGUUUUGCAUCUCUCUCAUCCUGCCCGGUUUGCAUGGAUAUUCUAGCAUUGCGGUCUAUCGUUGUGGUUUGCGGUUUGCAUCUAACU
This is a messenger RNA of Aspergillus saccharolyticus JOP 1030-1, 2425 nucleotides long. RefSeq names its product threonine/serine exporter family protein. Bases 272 to 2332 code for a protein of 686 amino acids. The record is from RefSeq and is a predicted model, not a curated record. Gene Ontology annotation, molecular function: transmembrane transporter activity. Lineage: Eukaryota; Fungi; Ascomycota; Eurotiomycetes; Eurotiales; Aspergillaceae. Gene Ontology annotation, biological process: transmembrane transport. The transcript is spliced from 2 exons.